This is a messenger RNA of Anopheles coluzzii, 327 nucleotides long. Its product is annotated as 39S ribosomal protein L50, mitochondrial-like. Gene Ontology annotation, cellular component: mitochondrial large ribosomal subunit; mitochondrion. The record is from RefSeq and is a predicted model, not a curated record. Bases 1 to 327 code for a protein of 108 amino acids. Lineage: Eukaryota; Metazoa; Arthropoda; Insecta; Diptera; Culicidae. The transcript is spliced from 3 exons.
AUGUACGAGGGCAAGCGGUUUGAAUCGGUGGCACAAUCUCUUUCCGCUCGAAGCUACUUGCGCGCAAUCAAACCCUACACGCCACCGGAAAACGUUGCCGAGCAGGUGCUUAAGUUGGCCAAAGAGAACGGUUUGAUCGACGCCAGGCAGCCGUUCGGUGGGAUGGAGAAGAAAUUUGCAUUUCUGUCGGCAUGCGGCAAAGCGCUCGGGCACUGGGUACCGAAUUCAAUGCUGCACGAGGUACAAACCGUGGAGGAUGCCACGAUAUUCUACCAAACACCAAUCGACACACGACUUCCGUUCGAUGCUGUUGUGUCUUUGGCUUGA